Messenger RNA from Rhinichthys klamathensis goyatoka, 1107 nucleotides. It is a transcript of the gene uck2b, whose product is annotated as uridine-cytidine kinase 2b. The record is from RefSeq and is a predicted model, not a curated record. Gene Ontology annotation, cellular component: cytosol; cytoplasm. NCBI's taxonomy places the organism in Eukaryota, Metazoa, Chordata, Actinopteri, Cypriniformes, Leuciscidae. The transcript is spliced from 7 exons. Gene Ontology annotation, molecular function: ATP binding; kinase activity. Bases 40 to 828 code for a protein of 262 amino acids.
CAUACACACACACGCUUUUGCUCUCCACUCACUGCAAGCAUGGCUGGCGACUCUGAAACACAUCUUCAGGACAGAGAGGAGGAGAACGGCCACACCAUCCGACAGCCUUUCCUCAUCGGUGUGUCUGGAGGCACCGCCAGUGGAAAGUCUUCAGUAUGUGAGAAGAUCAUGGAGCUGUUGGGCCAGGAUAAAAUUGACCGUCAUCAGCGGCAGGUGGUCAUCCUCAGUCAAGACAGCUUUUACAUGGAGCUCACGCCUGAACAGAAGGCCAAAGCACUCAAGGGCCAGUUUAACUUCGAUCACCCAGAUGCUUUCGACAAUGAGCUCAUCAUGAAGACUCUGCGCGACAUCAUUCAGGGGACCACUGUGCAGAUCCCAGUUUAUGACUUUGUUACCCAUUCCAGGAAGGAUGAGUUUGUGACCGUGUAUCCAGCGGAUGUGGUUCUCUUUGAGGGGAUUCUCAUGUUCUACUCGCAAGAGAUUCGAGAUCUGUUCCAAAUGAAGCUGUUUGUGGACACGGACCCAGACACGCGCCUCUCGCGAAGAGUGUUGCGGGACAUCAGUGAGAGAGGCAGAGAGUUGGAGCAGGUUCUGAACCAGUACAUCACCUUUGUGAAGCCGGCCUUUGAGGAGUUCUGUCUUCCUACCAAAAAGUAUGCGGACGUCAUCAUCCCUCGAGGAGCAGACAAUCUCGUGGCUAUCAAUCUGAUCGUGCACCAUAUUCAGGAUUUCCUGAACGGAGGAUUCAUCAAACGACAGAACGGUCUACAGAACGGCCACGGGACACCCAGACAAAGAAGGACGUCCGAGUCGAGUAGACCUCACUGACCUCGCUGUGACCCUUCCCUCCAUUGAGGAGAGGGCAGAACUGAAUAAUUCACAGUGGCAUCCCGUUGAGAAUAAGGGGAUGCAGGAGCUGAAAUGCCUUUGUUGUUGUUACUAUUAUUUGCAUUUGAAAUGUUGUUGUGGAUAAUUGUUUGCUUUUAUAGUUUUUCAGAGGGUUUUGAUGGUGCUGUAUGUUUUUGGAAGAUUUGAUUACACACUCGACCUGUCCUGUCAGUAUCUAUGGUUUCUCAGCUACUCGGAAAAUAAAUGAAUAGUAUGGAA